AUGUCGUUAAUAACGGGACUAGAUUGGAGGGAACCUUGGUCAGAUCAGCUGGUUUCAACAUUCAUGAAGGAAAUAAUAAAAAAAGACAUUCUUGUUCGUAUUUUUAAACAGGGAAGGAAUGGUCCUAAGCACAUUAAGACGUGCCAGAAUGUCGCACUUGCUGAAAUUGCUCGUCAAUUCGGUCUAAUGAAUGAUUUAAACAAUGUGAUGAAGAUAUUUAUCAAGUUACGUUUCUCCUUGAUGUCAAGAAUGAGGCGUCUGAUAAGGCGAUGCGUAGCGCGAGGAUGGCCGGCUGAACGUGCGUUACUCCUGGCCCCAAAAUGGCUGCGCGUCAUCGAAACCAGAAUCCGACUCUUGCCGGUAGCUAUUAAGGUGAUGAGCGUAAUAUUUCUUAGUAUUGUAAAUAAACUGCCGUUUCGGGUAGGUGGGCCGAAUGAGUUUCACUCCGAAUUCACCGCGGACUUUUUACAGUGUAAAAUAUAA
Molecule: messenger RNA, 483 nt
Organism: Parnassius mnemosyne (clouded apollo)
Lineage: Eukaryota; Metazoa; Arthropoda; Insecta; Lepidoptera; Papilionidae
Source: the annotation of a GenBank genome assembly